Molecule: messenger RNA, 909 nt
Organism: Paracoccidioides lutzii Pb01
Exons: 5
Coding region: 1-909 (302 amino acids)
Source: RefSeq, a predicted model, not a curated record
AUGCGUUUCUCUGGUGCUAUGGUCUGUUAUCGUGCUGGCCGAUCCGGGAUCCUGGCCCUCGGAAUAGAGACGGUGACGGUGGGUCCCGCUCUCUUGCUGGCUGUGUGUGAUGCUCCCAUGGAGGAGGCAGUACACAUUGUUCUUUGUGCCGGACGGCUUCCUCUUCAGUCGUCACCGGAGACCCCAUCUCUUGAUCACGAUUGCCAUCCCAUCGUCCAUGCCAUGACCAGUGUGCUUGACAUACAGGGUCUUCAGAAGCCGCCAGUAACUGUCGAAGGCCGAAACUGCCUUGGUGCUGUUCCGGUGGUUGCUCUCAGGCCAGUCAAAGUACGUCUUGACUCGGCUCACUGUCAGAUUCCUGAUGAACUCCAUUUCUAUAGUCUUGAGUUUGGUAGAGCAGAAGCUGGUCUUUCUAUCAACUUUCUGGGAGAGUGUUGUCGACCUGCGGUAGAUAGGAAAGAGAUUCUGGAGAGGAAGACCGGAGAGGACCAGCUGUCUGCAGGGGAAAUGGGACGGAGAGGAGAGGGGAAGGGGGGGUAUAUGAUGGUAUUAAUAGAAUGGGCAGCCAUAACCAUCAUAUUUGGAGGGUUGAGCGCCAGAAACAGUGCGCUCCAGCUGGGCGACUGGGCGAAUGGGCGAAUGAAUGAUUGGGACAGUGUGGGUGCAAAUCCGCGGUGCACGAGCGGUCGAGAGCAGCCCGAACGCCUUCCACUUUCGGCCGUCAUGCCCUCAAAGAUCGAUUCUGCUGUUAUUUUCGUCUCCCUAAAUUUUCGCCAGGCAGAUGAAACUGGAGUCUUGAUGACAAGUGACAACAAUCCUGGCAAAACGAUUUCAACGGCAAGCAACUUGUAUCAGAAUUCAAAGAGGGCGUUCCAUGGCUCUCUAUCCUGCGAAGCAGUGUGGUGUUAA